Molecule: messenger RNA, 2837 nt
Organism: Haemorhous mexicanus (house finch)
Lineage: Eukaryota; Metazoa; Chordata; Aves; Passeriformes; Fringillidae
Gene: TNFAIP8L1
Product: TNF alpha induced protein 8 like 1
Exons: 2
Coding region: 1374-2003 (209 amino acids)
Biological process (GO): negative regulation of TOR signaling; regulation of apoptotic process
Cellular component (GO): cytoplasm
Source: RefSeq, a predicted model, not a curated record
UUCCCCCCUGGAGCGAUGCUCCCGGAGCAGGGGAGGGCUGUGAGCAGCCGGGUGUUGUUUGCUGCAGGGAGCAGAGGGCUGAUCCGUUAUUCCAGCUGGCAUUUGGGAGCCGUGGGCAGCUCGCAGGACUUGGCACUUCCUAUUUUUCAUGUGCUCUGGAGGUGGAGUUUGCACUCGCUUUAUGUCUGUGGUCACCCAGGGCAGAGCUCGGGUGUGGGAAUUCCUAUUUAUCCAGGCACCGUUCCCAGGGCACCCCACACGCCUGGGAGGGAAAUUCCAGGCUGUCAACACCACAGCAGAGCCCUGCUCCUUCCGGACAGGAUGCCUGGCACGGGUGAAGUGAGUCCCCUCGCAGCCAGGGCAGAGGAGAUGGAGCUGCCUCUGCCCAUCCUGCCCAUCCCUCCCUCCUGGAUGCAGCCAUUGGAAUUCCAUGAGCCUGACCCAGGAGCUGCUGUCACUGGGCUCUGCCUUGUCAUUUUUGUCUUAUUGAGAGCCUCAGCUUGAGGCUCAGGCUGACAAAAAUCAAUGUUUUCCCAGCGCAGGAAAUGCUUCCAAAGCUCCGUGUUUUUCCUGAGGGCUGUAAAUAACCCUGCAGGCGACGUCUCUGUCACUGCUCCCGGAAUUCUCAUCCCCGUGGAGCCUUGGCUGCCCUCGGGUUGGGGAGCUGGUGGCUGGGAGAUGCUCAGGGAGCCAGGGCUCAGCACCAUCGUCCUGGCAUGACUGGGGGAGCCUUGGCCACAGCAGGGGAUCCCUGAGGAGCUGGGAUUUGCUCCUGAGGGGCUGCUGUGUGCUCCAGAGGUAGGAGCAGCACUGGGAUCCCCAGAGGGGUCUGGGACUUUCAGCUUGGCCAGGGGGGAAUGGCAGAGCUGCCUGUGAUGGGGACAGACUUGGUUCAGUGACAGAAUCCCAGAGUUGUGGAAUGGUUUGGGUUGGAAAGAGACCAAAAGCUCAUCUCAUCCCACCCCUGCCAGGGGCAGGGCACCUUCCACUACCCCAGGCUGCUCCAGUCUGGCCUUGGACACUUCCAGGGAUCCAGGGACAGCCACAGCUGCUCUGGGCACCCUGUGCCAGGGCCUCAGCUCUCUCUCAGGGAAGAAUUCCUUCUUAACAUCAAAUCUAAACCUGCUCCCUACCCAUGAGCAAUCUAUCCCCAUCCAUCCUCACACCAGCAGCAUCCCUCAGCUGAAAUAUCUCCUCUCCCCUCCCGGGGAUGUAUUUAUAGGCUGAUCCCAUCCCCUCCUGCUCUGCCAGGCUCUCCCUGCCAUGUGCAGGCUCUUGCAGAAGCAGCUCCCAGCUCUGCCCAUCCAUCCUGGCUGUUUUCCUGCUGUUCUCCCCUCCCUGUGAUUUGUAGCUCUGCGGUUUCCCAGGCCAAGAUGCAUCUCCAGGGUCGGCGGCGUUUUAAUCGUUCCCAGCAGAGUUUAAAGCCGCGCUCUGCCCCAGAGAUGGACACCUUCAGCACCAAGAACUUGGCCCUGCAGGCCCAGAAGAAGCUCCUGAGCAAAAUGGCCACCAAGACCAUCGCCAACGCCUUCAUCGACGACACCAGCAGCGAGAUCCUGGACGAGCUGUACCGGGCCACCAAGGAGUACACCCACAACCGCAAGGAGGCCCAGAAGAUCAUCAAGAACCUCAUCAAGAUCGUGAUGAAGCUGGGGGUCCUCUACCGCAACGGGCAGUUCAGCCCCGAGGAGCUGCUGGUCAUGGAGCGCUUCCGCAAGAAGGUUCACACCUUGGCCAUGACGGCCGUCAGCUUCCACCAGAUAGACUUCACCUUCGACCGCAGGGUCAUGUCCGGCGUGCUGACCGAGUGCCGGGACCUGCUGCACCAGGCGGUCAACGGGCACCUGACGGCCAAGUCCCACUCGCGCAUCAACCACGUCUUCAACCACUUUGCGGACUACGAGUUCCUGUCGGCGCUCUACGGCCCGGCCGAGCCCUACCGCAGCCACCUGCAGAGGAUCUGCGAGGGGCUCAACAAGAUGCUGGAGGAGGAGAGCAUCUGAGGCGGGCUCCUGGCAGCCGGACUCUGCCUCCCGCGAGGCCGAAGAUGCGGCGUCUGCUCUGACCUUGCCGGGCUCGCCGUCCCCUCCUCCUCCUCCUCCUCCUCCUCUGCAGUGCUCGCUCGUGUUCUCCUCGUUUCUCCAAGAGACUGAACCUCUUGGCUUUGUGUUCCCCUUGCCCAGGGUCUGCAAACCCCUCCCUGCGCUGGGCUGAGCCCUCUCCAGGCCCUCCUGGGAUUUUGGGCCCCUGCUGUACAGUUGGAUUUCCUUUGCCCACCAAGUGCCUUUAGCUCAGAGUCCAAGGGUUUGGACUCUUUGCCUUGAACUCUGUUCCCUCUGCGGGGAAACUGAACCAAAGACUCGUGGUGUGAAGCACCUCUGAGGUUCUCUGAGCAGGUGGGACGGUGUUGGGGUGAACAGUUCCGAGACCCCCUAACUGCAGGGCUGUGGAACGCCCUGGAUCUCUUCCAGCAGCUCCACAACGUGGUGGGAGCAAAUCAUGGUCCAGACUUGUGCUGGCUGCCUCAGGCAGGACGGUGCUUCUGCCUGGGCUUAGGUGUCCUCAAAGACAAAUCCCUGAGGCCAGGAGGAUCCCUCCUCACCUGGGGGAGGGCUGGCAGGGAGCUGGGGGGAGCUGCUGCACCCCUGCAUCCCUGGAGCCACCCACCAGCCUCCAGUGGUGGUGCCACCUGGCAGCUCCAACGCUGUCCUUGGUGGUCAGCCAAAGCCCCCCUGGGAUUUCAUCCCUUUUCCACGCCCUUGACUGAGUGAUGUUCGUUUUUAGCAAACUCUGUAGCCCUGAUGAGUUAUUUAAAUAAACUCACUGUGUGCCUGGGA